ACGAAUCAGCUGCCGCUGGCAGCGGUGGCGAUUUCUGUUGCCUUUACGGCGGUCUUCUUAGUUUUCUAUUUGAGGUUUCCGAGAAGAAGAUGAUAUCAUCACUAUACUUACAUUUGGCAAAUGCACUUCUGGUACAAUUUGACACUUGUUUAUCAAAAAUGCAUUUGCCAAAUGCAAUUCUGAGACGAAAACAAGGUUGUCACACUAUUAAAGAGGAGGAAGAACAAAAAGGAGGAUGAAUACUGACAUUACAGCUUCUGCAAAGCCUGAAUAUCAAGUGAUAGAUAGAAACCCGCCCUUCACAAAGGUGGUGUCCAAUUUCAACACCCUCGAUUACCUCCGAUUCACCACCAUCACUGGUAUCUCUGUCACCGUCGGCUAUCUCUCUGGUAUAAAGCCAGGGAUAAGGGGUCCAUCAAUGGUGACAGGAGGACUUAUUGGGCUGAUGGGUGGGUUCAUGUACGCUUACCAGAACUCUGCUGGAAGGCUCAUGGGCUUUUUCCCCAAUGAAGGAGAGGUAGCUAAGUACAAGAAAUCACUAUCUAUCUAAGCCGGUUUCGUUUUUUCUUUUCCCAAUCCAGGAACUUGGGGUCUAUUUCAAUAUAACACUUUUGUAGUGAUGUGAUAUUCUGAAUAAUCAUACUGCUUUUAAUGUUUCAAUUUGAAUCUA
This is a messenger RNA of Ipomoea nil (Japanese morning glory), 670 nucleotides long. RefSeq names its product NADH-ubiquinone oxidoreductase 20.9 kDa subunit-like. The record is from RefSeq and is a predicted model, not a curated record. The transcript has 3 exons. The coding region runs from base 236 to 550 and encodes 104 amino acids. NCBI's taxonomy places the organism in Eukaryota, Viridiplantae, Streptophyta, Magnoliopsida, Solanales, Convolvulaceae.